Messenger RNA from Apaloderma vittatum (bar-tailed trogon), 3183 nucleotides. RefSeq names its product phosphatidylinositol glycan anchor biosynthesis, class O (gene PIGO). Gene Ontology annotation, biological process: GPI anchor biosynthetic process. Gene Ontology annotation, cellular component: endoplasmic reticulum membrane. Gene Ontology annotation, molecular function: mannose-ethanolamine phosphotransferase activity. The record is from RefSeq and is a predicted model, not a curated record. Lineage: Eukaryota; Metazoa; Chordata; Aves; Trogoniformes; Trogonidae.
AUGCAGCGGUGGCCGGUGCUGCUCUUCCUAGCCUGGGUCUGCUUGCUCUUUUUUGCUGGUAUCGGGCUCUUCAUGAGCGGCUUCCUACUCACCCGCAUUGAGCUUGCCAGCAGCAGUUCCUGCUCAGACCCGCUUGUGCCGCCGCCCUGGGAGAAGCAGAGCCUCGGCUCCUGUUGGUCACCCCAGCGCUUUUCUAAGGCUGUGCUUGUCAUCGUCGAUGCCCUCCGUUUCGAGUUUGCCCACUUCAACCCAGCCAAAGCCAGCCCACUGCCCUACGAGAACAAGCUGAGUUUCCUGCACCACCUUGCAACCUCCCAGCCUCGCCAUGCCCGCCUCUACCGGUUCCGAGCGGAUCCACCCACUGCCACCAUGCAGCGCAUCAAGGGCCUCACCACCGGUUUCAUUGACGUGGGCAGCAACUUUGCUACCUAUGCUAUCCAGGAGGACAACCUGCUGGCACAACUGGUGCAGAAUGGAAGGAGAGUGGUCUUUAUGGGUGAUGAUACUUGGGAGGGGCUCUUCCCGAAGAAGUUUUUCCGGUCCUAUUUCUUCCCUUCUUUUAACGUGAAGGAUCUUCACACUGUGGACGAUGGGAUCCUGCAACAUCUCUAUACAACUGUGGACAGCGGUGAAUGGGACAUGCUGAUUGCUCACUUCCUCGGCGUGGACCACUGUGGGCACAAACAUGGACCUGACCAUCCCGAAAUGGCUAAGAAACUCACCCAGAUGAAUGAUAUGCUCAGGUCCUUGGUCGAUCAUCUGGGGAAUGAUACCCUUCUGCUCGUGGCUGGGGACCACGGCAUGACAGAGACAGGAGACCAUGGUGGCGACAGUGAGAAGGAAGUGAAUGCAGCACUGUUUGUGUACAGCAAAACACCCCUCUUUGGCACUGGUCCUCCAGAGGAGCCUGAGGCCAUUCCCCAGGUGAACCUGGUGCCCACUGUGGCCCUGCUGCUGGGUGUGCCCAUCCCCUACAGUAACAUUGGGGAGGUGAUGGCUGAGCUGUUCUCCGGGGAUGGCGAUGCCGUGUCUGCAGCCUUACAGCAGCUCUCAGUCUAUCACAUCAACGCCAAGCAGGUGGACCGCUUCCUGCACUCCUACUCGCUGGUGGCUCAGGACCUACCGGCAGAGCAGCUCCAGCGCCUUCAGGAGCUCUUCUCCGGCGCCGUGGAGGAGCACACUCAACUCUUGGCCCAGGUGCAGGGGACAGCGCUGGUGCCUCCGGAGCUGGAGUCCAGGCUGGGAAGCCUCAUCAGUCGCUUCCAGCUCUACCUGCGGGAAGCACGGGCUGUGUGCACCCAGUCCUGGGCCCGCUUCCAUCCCCUGCGUAUGGUGGGGGGCUGCACCCUUAUUGCCGCUUCCUGCUUGCUCUGCUACAUGGCCUCGGAGCUGGCCGCGGCACUGGACUCCUUCUAUCACAGCUGCCUCCUGUACCCACUUCUCUGGGGCCUCGUGGUGGCUGUUCUGCUGGGGCUGGCCUGUGUGUUCACCCAGGAGGGUCUCGACCUCCUCCUAGUGUUGUCCUGGGCAGCUGCUGCUUCUCAGCUGGGUUUUUUCUGGCACUGGAGGGGCCAGCAUCCCAAGCGAGUCCGUUUGGUGGGCAGUCAGCUACCCUUGGCCAGCGUUGGCCUGAGGCAGAGGCUGCAAGCGUGGCUGGGGCUGGCCUUCCCCAUGGGCAUUCUGCUGUUCCGCUGUGGAGCUAUGUUCUCCGAUAGCUUUGUGGUGGCUGAGGGUCGCCUGACUGUACCAGAAGGCCCCAAGCAGCAGCUCCUCGGCUUUUCUUCUUACCGGAGAGAGAUCUGGUACCUGCUGUGCCUCGUGGCCAUGCUUCUGGUCUGCGUGCGCCUCUCCGGUUUCUUCCACCAGUGCCGUGAAGAAAUCCCUCAGUGCCGACCCUCUCUUUUCCUCUCCCCGCUUGCCAGCCUGAGGAACGCACGGGCCAAGAACCUCUUCUACCUUUUGUGCGUGGCCUUGCUGGCCGGGCUGGUCUAUGCAGUGCGGAGCUGGCUGCGACACUACGGCAACCUGAACAGCUCGGACCCCCUUGUGCUCUUUGUGCGGUGGGGGUUCCCGAUGGGGGUCCUUUGCAUUGCCUGCUACUGGGCUGUUGCCUCCAGCGCUGAUGACUCCCUCGGCAAGCUGCAGGAGCUGGUGCAGGUGGCAGUUGUUGCCUUUCCGUGGGCUGUCUAUGGACUAGCAUCCAUGGGGCUGCUGCUCCUGCUGUGCAAUCCCAUGACGGUGUUCGCAAAGGACAAGCGGGAGUCAGAAGGAUCCAUCGUCACUCCCUACCUGGGGGUUCCGAGCUCUGAAGUCAACUUACUCCACGUCAUCCCUCAGAUCUACAAGAGGAUGCAGGAAUCUCAGAAGAGCCGCCUGGAACGAGACAGCUGCAAGGCCACCGUCGCAGCGUACGGACUGGGCAGUGUGUACUCGGCGGCCCUGGUCAUAGCGCUCACCCUGCUGGGCUUCCUCUUGAUACUUCUGCACAGCGAGCGGCUCAGUCUUGCCUUCCUGCUCCUCUUCCUGGAGGCCUUCGUGCUGCUGCACAUCCACACCUGUGCCAGAGGCCUUGCUGGAGACGCUGAGCCUUUUUCUGUGCCCUGGUAUGCGGUCAUCUCCUGGCUCCUUGCUGCUUCCCAGUUCUUCUAUUCCACAGGCCACCAGCCCAUAUUCCCAGCCAUCCACUGGAAUGCAGCCUUUGUGGGCUUCCACCUUGACCACAGCACGAACCUCCUGCCUGCUGUCCUGGUGGGCGCCAACACCUUUGCCUCCCAUAUCCUCUUUGCAGUUGGCUGCCCUCUGCUCCUGCUUUGGCCCUUUGUGUGUGAGAUGCCCAGCUCGCAGAAGAAGAAGCCCAAGAAGGAGCCCCGGGACGAGCUGCAGGAGGUGGAGGAGCACAUGAUGGAGAUGAGACUGCGGGAAUCCCCAGAGAAGUUCUCCACUGCUCUGCUGCAGCUGGGGCUGAAGUACCUCUUUGUCCUUGGGGCACAGCUUCUGGCCUGUGUUUGUGCAGCUAUGAUCCUCAGGAGGCACCUCAUGGUCUGGAAGGUCUUUGCCCCAAAGUUCCUCUUUGAGUCACUGGGCUUCAUGGUGAGCAGCAUCUGCCUCCUGCUGGGGAUCUCCCUGGUGAUGCGUGUGGACUGUGCUGUCAGCGCCUGGUUCAGCCAGCUUCAGCUCAGGUAG